UCAUUUCAUGUCACCAGAAGCUGUAAUCAAAAGGCCCAACUAUGAGUGACACGGAAGAUGAGAUUAUGGAAGUAAUUGAGGACUCACCAUAUCGGGCAAAGGUGCAGCAGCUGCGUGCUUGGGCUCCCUUUGUCGGGACAUUGAUGACGAUCUUCAGGCAUAAGAUGACCGAAGAUAAGUGGAUAAAACUGAAAAACCUGGAGAGCGACAUGUCGUCGGCGAUGUUUGCGUGCUAUACCGAGUCCAGACUGACAAGAUUGGAGACUAUGCUUAACGAAGCCAAGAUCAAAUAUGACAGUUUAUAUCAUCACACUCAGUUGAUCGUGAUUGAUGACGAUGCUUAUCUUCCACAACAGGCUUUGCGUUGGCAGUAG
This is a messenger RNA of Drosophila albomicans, 374 nucleotides long. RefSeq lists its product as uncharacterized. The transcript has 3 exons. The record is from RefSeq and is a predicted model, not a curated record. The coding region runs from base 42 to 374 and encodes 110 amino acids. Lineage: Eukaryota; Metazoa; Arthropoda; Insecta; Diptera; Drosophilidae.